AUGAGAUAUUAGUAGCGUCGCGAAACCUAGACAGGUCUGUGUAAGAUGGAGAUUCGUUCAAAUGAUUAACUACCAACAACUCCUAACCUAAGCAUCCAUUGCUCUCACCACAUAUCCCAAAUUAGCCUUUCUCCUCAAUUUCUUCGGAAAGUCUUCAACUUUCUUCUCCACUCUUUUUUCCUACGCAGUAUCAAACAUCAGUUUCUCAAGGGGAAAAAAGAUUCUUCUUUUGUGAAAUCUGAGGAAUUCAGUGUCAUGUCGAUUCAUUCCAUGUUGCUCAGCUAGGGUUUAAGUGGCAAGUACGGGCAUCAACUGUGUAUUUGCUUCCUUCACCGGUCAUGGCUGCUAAACUUGUGUCUUCCUCGGCUUCUUCUUUGGUUCCAUCCUUUUUCUCACCUUUUCAUUCUCGGAGUCCCUUUCAGUUUCGUCCAUCGAGGCAUCAGCCUGCUCAUCUCCGUUGUUCCCAUUCUCUGCACCUAAAAACUGAUCAAAUUGAUUCUCUUCACAUUUCCUUCAGAGGCCAUAAACAAAGAGAAGUCUUCCGAAAGAGAGGUUAUUUGCCUCUUGCUACCUCAGAAGAACAGUUCCCAUACACUGACCAAACGCCCGACGAUCCAGAAACAGAAAGUCACCAAAUUGGCCCCGAAGCUACACCUCGAGAUGAUAGUUCUUCUCUCCAAUACAAUGGAAAUGGCGGAAAACCAGGUUUCAUUUCGUUUUACAAUCCUCCGAACAAAACGAACAAAACAGAGGAUAUCAUUGUCCCUCCCGAAGCACAAAGUACAUGGGGACGCCUGCUCUGGCUCAUAGGUCCUGCCGUCUUAGUUUCCUCUUUCAUUUUACCUCCUGUCUACUUACGAAGAAUAGUCUCAGCAGUUUUUGAAGACUCUUUGCUCACAGACUUCCUCAUCUUGUUCUUCACUGAGGCUCUCUUCUACUGUGGAGUCGCCGCUUUUCUUCUGAUAAUACACUGUUCAAGAAAGACAUCAGGAAAAGUGCCCGAUAACCGAACCAAUCCGUCUCAGUUAGGACAAAGAAUCUCCUCUGUAGCAACAUUAGUGCUUAGUCUUAUGAUUCCAAUGGUGACAAUGGGAUUUGUCUGGCCAUGGACUGGACCAGCAGCAUCAGCUACUCUUGCACCAUACCUCGUAGGUAUCGUUGUUCAGUUUGCAUUCGAACAGUACGCUAGAUACCGGAAUUCUCCAUCAUCUCCUACUAUCCCCAUCAUAUUUCAGGUAUACAGACUUCAUCAGCUGAACAGAGCGGCGCAAUUAGUAACGGCGUUGUCAUUUACGGUUAAAGGAGCAGAGGCAACAGUUAAUAAUCUGGCAAUCAAGAAGUCGCUGGGUACGCUUUUGAAUGUGAUACAGGUGUUAGGUGUGAUUUCAAUCUGGUCGAUAUCAAGCUUCAUCAUGUGGUUAUCAUCUCCUUCUCAAAACUAGUCUUCAAGUAUGAACAGCUUUCUUGCUAGGUUACAGUCCAUGUCAAUUUACAGAGAAGAGAAUAACAGUUCUGUAUCAGUUUGAAGAAGAGAAGCAAGUCUUGACAUUGUUGUCUCUUUAAGAAAGUUAGAACUGAAAGUUUGACAUCGUUGUCUCUUUAAGAAAGAAAUAUACUAAAUCAUAUUCUC
Molecule: messenger RNA, 1630 nt
Organism: Eutrema salsugineum
Lineage: Eukaryota; Viridiplantae; Streptophyta; Magnoliopsida; Brassicales; Brassicaceae
Exons: 5
Coding region: 339-1442 (367 amino acids)
Cellular component (GO): chloroplast
Source: RefSeq, a predicted model, not a curated record